This is a messenger RNA of Epinephelus moara (kelp grouper), 4980 nucleotides long. RefSeq names its product solute carrier family 25 member 25b (gene slc25a25b). Gene Ontology annotation, molecular function: ATP transmembrane transporter activity; calcium ion binding. The record is from RefSeq and is a predicted model, not a curated record. Bases 565 to 2163 code for a protein of 532 amino acids. Lineage: Eukaryota; Metazoa; Chordata; Actinopteri; Perciformes; Serranidae. Gene Ontology annotation, cellular component: mitochondrial inner membrane. The transcript has 10 exons. Gene Ontology annotation, biological process: transmembrane transport.
AUUUCUGGCGCACCCGGCUCCCGGAGCCACAUACGUUUCUUUUCUUGACAGUCGGCAAGUUAACGGCACUUAAAUAUCGAAACAAACAUCAUAUUCUUAACGGUCUUCAAACAGGAACCUUGUUUUUCGUGAAGUGCAAUACACGAGCCCCGUGUAAACGGUAACCUUCGAUGCUGUGAAGUCAUUUUAACGGAUGAUAAAGACGCUGACAGUUCAGGAUCCUCUUAUCGUUUCACCGGCAUCUAUAACAUUUCGGUUAGUUCUACGUUACGUCGAAAACGGUAUGUAGCUGACCUUACUUAUCAAGAGAAAUUAAAGAGAAAUAACCGUUUUCGUGCCAGGUAAAGCCCGAGAAUGUGUUCGUGGUAAAAAGCCUGGUUUGUAAGCUAACCGGCUUCUGGUAGCUUUUCCUUUCAGUGCCGGCUGAAAUGGAGGGACAUGUGACGUGGUAGUAACGGCUCGAGAUAUAACGGUGGAGUCAAGUGCUCUUUGACUAAGUUCUCAACCGGUUGACAGUGUAUCUGUAGUGUGUCCAGUUGUUGAGGCGAACAUUACCGGACACGUAUGAUGCACCAGCAGGGCUCGUUGAUGCCCCCCUUGCUCAGUGAUGUGUUCUGCCAAUGUCGAUCGGGUGAGAGCCACCGGGGAGUCGACCCGGGUGGCGGAGGCGGAGGCGGGCACACCGUAGACCCAUUUAAACCAGUACCUCUACAUCCCGUUGCUGCCGACUGGCACUCGGACCCCGGUCAUUCAGCGAAUCCAUGUGAUAUAUGUGGAGGGUCUGAGCAGGAGCACAGACUCAAAGUGUUGUUCCAGGUCCUGGAUGUGAACGGGGAUGGAGGCAUUUGUAUCAACGACCUGACAAUUGGCCUGAAGAAAUUAGGGGUACAUCGCACUGAACAUGAGCUCAUGAAAAUAGUGAAAGCAGGAGACAAAGACCUGGACGGACAGUUAGACUUUGAGGAGUUUGUUCAUUAUCUCAGAGACCAUGAGAAGAAGCUCCGGCUGGUCUUCAAGAGUCUGGACAAGAAGAAUGAUGGCCGGAUCGACUCACAAGAAAUCAUGCAGUCUCUGCGUGACCUGGGAGUGAACAUCUCUGAGGAACAGGCUGAGCAGAUUCUUAAAAGUAUGGAUAAAAAUGGCACAAUGACGAUUGACUGGAACGAGUGGCGAGAUUAUCACCUCCUCCAUCCAGCAGACAACAUUCCCGAGAUCAUCCUCUACUGGAAACACUCCACGAUCUUGGAUGUUGGGGAGAGUUUGUUGGUGCCUGAUGAGUUCACAGCAGAAGAAAAGAAAACAGGAAUGUGGUGGCGACACCUAGUGGCUGGAGGAGGAGCUGGUGCUGUGUCUCGAACCUGCACAGCACCUCUGGACAGGCUUAAAGUACUCAUGCAGGUUCACGCUUCCAAGAGCAACAGCAUGCGUAUCACUGGAGGCUUUGUCCAGAUGAUCCGAGAAGGCGGUGUGAGGUCACUGUGGCGAGGCAACGGCAUCAAUGUCAUCAAAAUUGCCCCCGAGUCUGCUAUUAAGUUCAUGGCCUAUGAACAGAUAAAACGAUUAAUUGGAAGUAACCAGGAGACAUUGGGCAUCACAGAAAGACUGGUGGCAGGCUCUCUGGCUGGAGCCAUUGCUCAGAGCAGCAUCUACCCCAUGGAGGUGUUGAAGACACGGUUAGCCCUGAGGAAGACAGGCCAGUACUCGGGCAUCUUGGAUUGUGCCAAACAGAUCUUUCAAAAGGAGGGCGUGGCUGCUUUCUACAAGGGCUAUGUCCCCAACAUGCUAGGCAUCAUCCCCUACGCUGGCAUCGACCUUGCUGUCUAUGAGACUUUGAAGAAUUCCUGGCUGCAACGCUUUGCCACAGACAGUGCUGAUCCAGGAGUGUUUGUGCUCCUGGCUUGUGGCACCACUUCAAGCACGUGUGGCCAGCUGGCCAGCUACCCAUUGGCCCUGGUCAGGACUCGAAUGCAGGCACAAGCUACCCUGGAAGGGGGCCCUCAGAUGAACAUGACGGCCCUGUUCAGACACAUCAUCAGGACCGAGGGGCCCAAGGGACUCUACCGGGGCCUGGCACCCAACUUCAUGAAGGUCAUCCCAUCUGUCAGCAUCAGCUAUGUGGUCUACGAGUAUCUCAAGAUCACCCUGGGGGUCCAGUCAAAGUGAGGAGGGAGGGAGGAUAUCAAGAGUGGCCAAAGGUUUAUUUUGUUUCCUUUGCUUUUCUUUUAGCUGAAGAUUUACUGCAUUUGGCCAGAAGAAAAGAGCAGCUGACAUUCAACAUAUUGAAAUCAAAUGAUGAAAUUCCAGGGUUUAAAUGUGAAUUAAUGUGGAUUAAGGGGAGGAAGAGCUUGAAAGCAGAGAGACUGAUGCAGACAGGCUUGACUGAAGCACCUGAAGUUGCUCUUAUUUAAAUGUGUCUUCAUGGAAUCCAGGAGUGUUUAUCACCUGUUCAUCCUGGAUGAGGAAGACAAAAGUUUACAUUGAAUUAAUUGAGGUAGCUUACUGGGGUACCAGUAUACUGACAAUGAAUGACUCUUUGUCUUAAAGGGCUUUGCUAGGAUUGAUCAUAAACUCUUUGAACCUAGUUCUUGGUCUCCAUUUAAUAUCAUGUUGGCUUUCCAGCUUUGUCUUCUCUCUCACAGCCUAAACAAAGUCAAAAGGUCACUGCUUAAUUAAAAAUAGGCAGUAGCCAUAUAAGUUAACUGGGCUUAACUCAUUCAUAUACACAAAUUAUGAAAGCGAGACCAAGAAUUUGUUCAUGGUUUUUUUUUCUCCAUGACACCUCCCACACUCUGUAAAUGUGGCAUUCACAGGAUAAUGAAAGAAUGAAUUUCCUUUUGUUUCCCAAGGUUCACUGCUUCUUCAGCUGCUUUAAAGACAUUUACUUCCAUUCAGUCAGGUGCUUUAUGGAGCAAAAAAAGUAGUAAACAACUAAGAUGUCUCCUGAUGAUGUAAUUAAACUUAACUUUGUGUUUAAAGCAUGUAGGUAUAACUCUAGCUGGAGCAGCUUCGUGACCCGCUCACUGGCGACAUGACUCGCGCACCAAACCUACAUGUCAGUUCACGAUCAGCCCCCUCCAACCCUUGGCCGUGAAGGAGAACAAAAAUGCUAAGUUAGCAAUUAGCAAUUGUGAAGUGUUAGGUUAAAAGAGUGCCGGUUAGGGUAAGGGUAAUGGGAGGGGUUACAUCUCAUUUCUUGAAUCACACCUUCAUGUACCAUGAAAUAUAAAGUGAACUAUUGUUACAUACUUGUUCACUUCAGUAUCACGUUGUAAAAGGGUUCAAAUAGCUGUCGUGUUGGUGGGUGUGUCUUGUACCAGUGGUGGACGGGGUUUGUCCAGCAAAACGUAUUUUAGCCACCUAAAAACAAAUCAAUAUCAGGUUAAGUUGGUGCUACAUUAAGAAUAUUUUCACUGCUCUACCUUGCUGUCAGACUGCGCUUUCCUUUGCCACUACAUUUUCUCAACCCUAGAGGUUCCGUAUUCAUACGCACUGUAGUACAGCCACAUAUUGGCGGUUCUGUCAGACUUUUAGCGGAUUGUGGGUGAGACAACAAAUACAAGAAAAUAUACCCUGACAGAUUAUGAUAGCAACGAGAAACUACUGUUACUGCAGAGAAAGGAGGAUACCUUUAUGAACCACAGUAUACAGAAGAACUUUUUUAGAGGGACUGAAUGGGCUUAAAGAGAAACAUGCGCAGGAAUACCGAAGUUCUACGGUUGAGAAAGUGUAGUGCUUAACUAAGGAGCUGUUUGACAGCAAGGUAAAGCGCUGAGUAUAUUCUCAAUAUUGCAUCUACUUAAACUCAUAUUGAUUUUUUGCAGCAGGCCUUUUCUAAGUGUAAAAAAUACGCUUUACUGUUGCCCCAGUCCACAGCAGAACAUAAUUUAGCUUCUGUGGUGUUUCUCCAGCCUGCUUCUCCAAACAGGGAGCGUGCCAUCUGACAUGGACUGUAGGUAAUACAAUGAAGAUGGAUAAGUACCCCAUACAACCCCACUUCAAAAAAUUUCAACUAUUCCUUUAACAGUGUUACACUGAGGCAGUAUUGCUAAGGGACAGAUUGUGGGUUCUCACAUAGGAAAUAUCUGAUCCCAAAACUUGUGUCGUAUUACCAACUGCUUGAGUUGACACAGUACAGUCCAUCAGCGUCCAUGACAGGUUUCAGUGCUUUCUUAUCUUUUCAGUAAUAACAGUUAGACGUUUGUAUGGUAGUAUUCCUCCUAAAAAUGUGUACAGAGGCCUCUGUGCGACACACCUCCUUAAUUCCUGUAGUCUAUCAGUUAUAAUAUGUUCAUGUUUAUACCAGUUUCCCUUUCCAUAGAUUCAACAUGAGCCACCAGGAUAUAUGUCAUUGCAUUAUCAGCUGGAAGGAAUAUUUCACAGGCUUGUUGGCUAAAGACAUUUUCCAUUCUUGUAUGAUGUCAAUAAAUAGUCCUUUAAGUCAUGUGGCAGGAUAUCGGAGCAGAGGCAGCACUCUCAGCCUGACUGAUUCCUGUGUCACAUGAGACACAGAUUCCCAUGAGUGCCUUGUGUGCCUCCCUUACAUAAAUGCACUUAAACACUAGAAGAGGUGGAGUCUGUGGAGCGUUGAAUGCACUUUAAGGUACUCUGCUUUAAUUCCUGUUUGUCUUUUUUUCUUUUUUUUUAUUGAUGUAUUUAUGUAUUUAUUUUUACAAAAGAGGAUUCAUGACUGAAUUUGUUAUCUAUUACUUGUGUUGAUUAUAUAACAUUAGGUGACCUUAAGAUUUUAGACUCAUCUGUGGUCUUCUUAAAAUAAAAGAGGUGAUAAUCUGGUUUGUUUUUGAGAGCUAGAGGCAACUCUGAUAUGGUUCAAAGCCUCACAUAUAUGGAAGCCCAAAGUGUUCAGUUCUGACUUAAACAGAAAAAAAAAUAAAAAUCAUAUGAAUAAAUUGUGUAAACUAUUUAAUCGAACCAACAUUUUGUGAAAUAAUUGAAGAAAUUAUUAAAACACAACUCAUUAUU